Messenger RNA from Cavenderia fasciculata, 1821 nucleotides. RefSeq names its product diphthamide biosynthesis protein 2 (gene dph2). The annotation marks the transcript as partial. The record is from RefSeq and is a predicted model, not a curated record. Gene Ontology annotation, molecular function: 2-(3-amino-3-carboxypropyl)histidine synthase activity. The transcript is spliced from 3 exons. NCBI's taxonomy places the organism in Eukaryota, Evosea, Eumycetozoa, Acytosteliales, Cavenderiaceae. Gene Ontology annotation, biological process: protein histidyl modification to diphthamide.
AUAUUAUCUUCUACUCAACUCAACUCGAAAUACUCGACGAUACAAAGAAGAAGAGGGAUGGGUGAUAGUACUACUACUAUAGUUAAACCAUCAUUCUUUACAGGUGAUGAUGGACAACAUUUCACUUCAAGAUCAGAUGAUAGUACUACUACUAUUACAAAUACAGAAGACGUAUUAAAGAAUGAUGUUAUUGCAUUUAAUAGAUAUUUCAAGAUACAAGAGUCUGUUGAAACAAUCGAUAGAUUUACAUUUAAACGAGUGGCUUUGCAGAUGCCAGAUACAAUGUUGUGGGCAUCGUCUACUAUAUCGAGUCGUUUAAAAUCAAUGACCAAAGAGUCAUGUGAUGUAUUCAUUCUUGGUGACACUGCAUAUGGAUCGUGUUGUGUCGAUGAAGUGACUGCGUCUCACUUGUCUGCCGAUUUCAUCAUUCACUAUGGACAUUCGUGUUUGUCACCUGCUACUAAACUACCGGUUCAAUAUGUAUUUGGAAGCGAUCAAUUAGAUACUUCUCAACUACUAUCAUCUAUUCAAUCAACAUUCACCGAUACACAAGAAAAGAUAAUCAUCUUUUAUCAAUUGGAGUAUCAAUACAAAGCAGAUGAAUUAGAAUCAAUCCUAUUACCAGUAUAUCCAAAUAUAAUCAUUACAAAAAUUGAUAAUUAUAAUAAUAUCUUAUCAAAUCAACAACCAACUAAAAUAUCAACUUCGACUCCAUCUUCCUCAUCUUCAAGAUCUUGUUGUGGAGAUACUAAACAAUCAACAUCAACAACAUCAUGUUGUAAUGAUGAAAAGAAAUCAACAUCAUCUUCAUGUUGUAAUGAUGAGAAACAAUCAUCAUCAUGUUGCUCAAUCAAUAAUAAUAAUAUAAUUGAUACAACAACAACAACAACAAUAAUUACAGAUAAAUCAUUAAUAUUUGGAAGAAGAUUAAAGGAAGGAUUUAAAUUGGAAGAGGAAAUUGAAAAUUACAAGAUAUUAUGGAUUGGAAAGGAUUGUAUUACUUUAACAAACUUAUUAUUAAAUUUUAAUAAGAAUACUUUUUAUAGAUGUAAUGUUGAUAAUCAAGAAUCAUAUAAAAUCAAUCAAGAAUCAUUACCAAGAAACCAAGGGUUAAUGAAACGUUAUUAUAUUAGUCAAAAAUGUAAAGAAGCAAAUAUAAUUGGUAUCGUUGUUGCUACAUUAACAGUUCAAAAAUAUGGAGAAACAAUAGAUAAAUUAAAACAAUUAAUAUUAAAUAGUGGAAAGAAACCAUAUGUAUUUGUGGUUGGUAGAUUGAAUGUUCCUAAAUUGGCUAAUUUCUCAGAGAUUGAUAUGUUUGUCAUUGUUGCAUGUGCAGAGAAUACAAUCAUCGAUUCAAAAGAAUACUAUAAACCAAUUGCUACACCUUGGGAAGUUAAUUUGGCAUUGGGUAAUACUGAUUGGACUGGUGAAUACAUUACCGAUUUUUCAAGACUAUUCCCUCGUUUAAAUGAUAGUGUCGGUUUGACAGAAGAACAACAAGAAGAAAACAAAAAAGAUGAUGAGAUUAGUGAUGAAGAGGGUAACAAGUAUCACUACUCUUUUACAUCUGGAAAAUUGGUUAAAUAUGGUUCAUCAAAAAAGAAAUCAGCAACCUCGUCAACAUCUGGAGAAAUCGUAUCACUUGAUGACAAGGUCAAACAACUUUCCAUUGGUAGUGGUGGCGUAUUGACAACAGCAGCAGAUGUCUACCAAACACGUACUUAUAAAGGUUUACAAACUAAAAUUGGUGAGACCGAGGUAACUAAAGCUGUCCAAGGUCAAUCAGGUAUUCCCAAACAAUAUAGUACUGAUCAUAUAUAA